GCCGUCGUCGCGGUGGUCCGCAGCGCCGCAUACUUAACCCUGAUUCCUGUGUAUUCCUGUGUACCUCCUCCAGCUCUUCUCGUCGACCACCUCUCUCAAGGCCACCCUCUGUAUCUCCCUGCGAUCGCUGCGAUGUACUCCUCACCAAGCUAUGGCUCGCCACCCGCCGAACUCUCCAACAACCCCUUCAUCGACCAUCCCGCGAACGCCCUCAAUCGCUACCCAGACAUCAACGCAGUAGAAAAUCCCACAGGGCUCUCAGUACAGCACGCACAAUGGGCGCAGCAGCCAGGCACAUCCUAUGCGCCAAAUCCCACAGGAUACCAGGGCCAGAUGUACAGUGGCGGGUACCAGCAGCCGCAGCUCGGUCCACAGCAGACGGGGUGGAAUCCCGGUGCGGGGUAUGGCCAGCAGCAGGGGUACGCGUCCCCGGUGCAGAGCCAGCAGUCGUCCGGGUUCCAACCCACGAGCUCGUUCGGCCAGCAGCUCGCCUCGCAUGUGAACGGCGCAUACACCGGCCUCCCGCAGCAGCAGCAGCAGCAACAACAACAGCAACCGCAAUACGGCGGGUACCCCGCUGGCCAACCAUCCCAGUUCGGUGCGGGCUACCAACCCGGCUACACACAGCCCCAGCAGACUUCGUCAUACCUAGCGGAGUUCGAUCCCUAUGCGCAGGGCGGGGCCCAGCAGCAGUCGCCAUACGGCGGGGCGCCUGCACAGGGGCCCGCCGGUGGCGCGCAGGGCGGGGUCAGGCCGCCGCACCCGCGCGAGUACGUGCAGCAGCACAAGCAGGAGCUCGAGGGCUGGGAUACGUAUGCGUGGAAGCAGAUACAGAACUCCUUUGACGCGCUGAAGGAGGCGUGGGGCCAACGGAAACACGAGGUCGAGGGAAGGGCGCGUUCCAUUGGCGGCGCAGGGCUGUUUGGCGGAGGGAUGGGGUAUGGUGGGUACUAUGGGGGCCCACAGCAGGAGGCUACAAGGCUGGAACAGCUCGCGAAGCAGGCGGAGAGUAAUUUCGAUUCCGUUGCGGCAUCGUCGUUCCAGAUGCACGAAGUGUUCACUGGCUACCGCCAAUCCGGCGACCUCGCCUCGAAACGCCGCGUGCGCGAGGCGAUCAACGCCGCACUAGUCAGUCUACCAGACUGGCCCCCGCAAACAUUCUAAGGACGAAUGAUCGAGGUUUCCGCCCGGGGUGUAUUGGAUCAAGGUUGUACUUUUGCUUUCUAUCGGACUUGCUCAUGUCUACAUGUAUUGCCUCGAUGCUGUACGUUGCUGUACUUCGAUGACCACGUUGAGUGUAAAAUGAGUGUAAUAUGAAACUCACUGACGAUGAGUAGUGAUGCAGUA
Rhodofomes roseus is the source of this 1347-nucleotide messenger RNA. RefSeq lists its product as uncharacterized. The coding region runs from base 133 to 1164 and encodes 343 amino acids. The record is from RefSeq and is a predicted model, not a curated record. The transcript is spliced from 3 exons. Lineage: Eukaryota; Fungi; Basidiomycota; Agaricomycetes; Polyporales; Fomitopsidaceae.